AUGAUGAACGUAAUUUGGAUUAUUCAUGACCAAUGGGCACAUACACUUGUGCCUGUGGGAUGUGUGCUUGGAUGUUGUUUAGACAGAAAGAAUGAUGAAAAGCUAACUGCCUUCUGGAACAAGACUUUGUCUAAAAGGAAACGGAGACCCAAGGAAGAAGUCGCCUGGGCUUAA
Messenger RNA from Ailuropoda melanoleuca (giant panda), 174 nucleotides. RefSeq names its product NADH dehydrogenase [ubiquinone] 1 beta subcomplex subunit 1-like. Lineage: Eukaryota; Metazoa; Chordata; Mammalia; Carnivora; Ursidae. The transcript has a single exon. The record is from RefSeq and is a predicted model, not a curated record. The coding region runs from base 1 to 174 and encodes 57 amino acids. Gene Ontology annotation, cellular component: respiratory chain complex I; mitochondrion.